Dentiscutata erythropus is the source of this 897-nucleotide messenger RNA. The record is from the annotation of a GenBank genome assembly. NCBI's taxonomy places the organism in Eukaryota, Fungi, Glomeromycota, Glomeromycetes, Diversisporales, Gigasporaceae.
AUAAUGUCUAUCGUUGGUGGAAUGGCGAUACAAAAACAAAAAAGAUUAUUAGCUAAGCAACCCAACAUAAUUAUUGGUACACCUGGACGAUUUUGGGAAGUAUUUUCUGAGAAUCAUGAUUACAUUCAGACUCUUCGUCAUAUCAAAUACUUAGUAUUAGAUGAAGCGGAUCGAAUGCUUGAAACUGGUCAUUUUAAAGAAUUAGAUAAUAUCCUCACCAUUUUAUCUCGAAACUGGCAGCAAAAUACGAGUGAAUGGAAUGAUGAUGGGGAAAUUGUAAUAAAUGAAACAAAAGCAACUUUGGAUAGUAAUUUGAAUGAAAAUUUGAAACAUAAAUGGAGGAACAAUUCAAGAAAAAAAGAUCAAAAAUCUAAAGGAACAAUGGCCGAGUUGAUGCAAAGAUUAGAGUUUUAUGAUCCUGAUCCAAUAUUUAUAGAUAUUACACCAAAAGAUUCUGUAGCGGAAACACUUCAAGAAUCUAAAAUUGAUUGUUUGGUUAAAGAUAAGGACCCAAAAGCUGUAAUGGUUGCUAGUGAUGUAGCAGCUCGUGGAUUAGAUAUUCCUCUCAUUGAUCAUGUGAUACAUUAUCAACUGCCACGUUCUGGAGAUAGAACUAAUUUAGCAAAACAGAUUGAUCAAGAACAACACAAACUACAAAAAGUUCCAGAAGAAUUUGGGAUAGAAUUAGAUGAAGAUCUACAAUUAUUAUCACAACCAUUGGUUCCACGCGGUAUCUCAACAAAAUAUUUAACAAGUGGUAUCGUUCGUGAUUUAGCUGAUAGAUUAUUAGAUGAAUCGUCACAUAAUAAUCAGAUAAUGGGAGUAAAAAGGACAAAAGCGACAGAUGAUUUUAAAUCAAGAAAAUCUUCGAAAAAGAAACGAAAGAUUUCUUCAUGA